Molecule: messenger RNA, 521 nt
Organism: Maylandia zebra (zebra mbuna)
Lineage: Eukaryota; Metazoa; Chordata; Actinopteri; Cichliformes; Cichlidae
Product: transcription factor 7-like 1-B
Biological process (GO): regulation of transcription by RNA polymerase II; canonical Wnt signaling pathway
Cellular component (GO): beta-catenin-TCF complex; chromatin
Molecular function (GO): RNA polymerase II cis-regulatory region sequence-specific DNA binding; DNA-binding transcription factor activity, RNA polymerase II-specific
Source: RefSeq, a predicted model, not a curated record
GGCAACUUCCACUGACACAUUCUUCCCGUUAUCAUCCUGAAAUAUUUCAACAAAGUGGAUGAUGAGGCACAGACGUUCCACAGGAACGGUGUACAGAUGUAUGAGUAUGUCACUCCUGCUCCUCCACCUAACACCUCCACUCCAAAAAAAAGAAAGUGCCCAGCCCAGCAGGAUGAAGAUGGGCCAUACGUCAAGAAGCCACCAAAUGCCUUCAUGCUCUAUCUCAAAGAGCAGAGGCCAAAGGUCAUUGCUGAACUCAACAUCCCUGGAAGUGCAGCCGUAAAUGCAGUGGUGGGACAGAGAUGGAAGUCGCUUUCAAACGACCAGAAGCCAGAUAUUUCAAGCAGGCUGAAACAGAAAGACAGAAUCAUGCCAAAGAGCAUCCAGCCUGGUCGACCAAAGAAAACUAUGUAUGUCCAACAAUAAUUUCAUUAUAGACGAUUGGACCGAUUUCAAUUGAAUUAAACUGUUACUCCUGUUAUUUCAACAUCUGUCUUUGUGUAAAUAAAUGAAAAAACAAA